UGGACAAGUUUCUCUGUUCGGAGAUUUCCGCCGAGAGUUCAAAGUUCUUCGAAGAAAAUUAAAAUAAGAAGCACAAAAUAAAUAAAAUGGCUUUGAAAUUGUAUUACGAUCUUAUGUCACAACCAUCUAGAUCUUUGUACAUUUUGCUCAAGUAUGCGAAUUGCAAUUUUGAGAGUAAACUAUUAGCUUUACGAAAAGGAGAACACUUUGGUGAGGAAUUUACAGCAAUUAAUAGACUGCAGAAAGUGCCUGUUAUAGAUCACAAUGGGUUCGUCUUAACUGAAAGUGUGGCCAUCAUUAAAUAUUUGUCAAGAGAGAAUUUAAUUCCGGACAGCAUAUACCCAAAAGCCUCAAAGCAAGCAGCUCGCGUUGAGGAAUUCCUGGAAUGGCAUCAUGCUGGUCUGAGGCUGCACUGUGCUAUGUUCUUCAGGGUUAAGUUUCUGAUUCCUUCAAUAGUCGGCCAGCCUGAGGAGCCUAAAAACAUCGACGGCUACCUUCGUCGCAUGGAGGCAGCGCUCAAGGAGUUCGACACCAAGUGGCUUGGCAGAGGAAAUAACUUCAUAACUGGCAACACUGUGACAGUCGCUGAUUUGUUCGCAGCCUGCGAGGUGGAACAACCCAAGAUGGCUGGCUAUAAUCCUUGUGAGAAGUUUGAAAACAUCAACGUGUGGUUGAAGAAAGUUAGAGAUCACUUCAAUCCUUACUACGACGAAGCUCAUGAAGUUUUAAACAAAAUAGGAAAAAACAAAUUUAAGAUGGCUUCUAAGGUCUAAGAAAUAAGGUUUAAUUUUGAUUGUAUUUUGAAGUAGGCUUUUGCAUUUAAGAUUUUUGGUAUUCUUGUCUAUACAUAUUUAAUGGUCGAAUGAUUACUGUAAAUACUUUUACUCUUUAAACAAUAAUGAACAUUAUCGUGUUAAUUAUAAGGUGCUAUUUAUAUUUUUUUGUAUAAUACGUACGUAGGUAACGUAUAAAAUUACCUAUAAUAUGUUAUUUGUAAGGAAUUGUGUACUUGGUAAUUGUUGAAUUAAAUACAGAUUGUAUGGUU
Messenger RNA from Trichoplusia ni (cabbage looper), 1045 nucleotides. RefSeq names its product glutathione S-transferase theta-1-like (gene GSTt1). NCBI's taxonomy places the organism in Eukaryota, Metazoa, Arthropoda, Insecta, Lepidoptera, Noctuidae. The record is from RefSeq and is a predicted model, not a curated record. Gene Ontology annotation, cellular component: cytoplasm. Gene Ontology annotation, biological process: glutathione metabolic process. The coding region runs from base 87 to 773 and encodes 228 amino acids. The transcript has 5 exons. Gene Ontology annotation, molecular function: glutathione transferase activity.